This is a messenger RNA of Phragmites australis (common reed), 1587 nucleotides long. RefSeq names its product GDSL esterase/lipase At5g37690-like. Gene Ontology annotation, molecular function: hydrolase activity, acting on ester bonds. NCBI's taxonomy places the organism in Eukaryota, Viridiplantae, Streptophyta, Magnoliopsida, Poales, Poaceae. The transcript is spliced from 6 exons. The record is from RefSeq and is a predicted model, not a curated record. Bases 81 to 1277 code for a protein of 398 amino acids.
AUCAGCAGCAGCAGCAGCCCACGGCGCAACGCGAACAUACAAAAAAAAAAAGUUUACAUUCUUCAGAGACCAAAGCAACAAUGGCAGCUCUUGCCGUUGUCUUCGCCAUUGCCGUUCUCGCGCAUUCAGUUAGCAGCGGCACCGUGGUGGCGGCGGCCGACGCGACUACGGCCAAGAGAAUUUUUACGAUACCUUCGGCUCCCUCGACGACCAAUGGUCCAGUGACGUACGUGUUCGGCGACUCGAUGUCGGACGUAGGAAACAACAACUACUUCCCCAUGUCCCUCGCCAAGUCCAACUACCCCUGGUACGGCAUCGACUACCCCAAUGGCGAGGCCACCGGGAGGUUCACCAAUGGAAAAACCAUCGGAGACUACAUGGCUGACAAGUUUGGCGUGCCAUCCCCACCGCCGUUCCUCUCCCUGUCGAUGACGAGCAAAGACGUCCUCGGCGGCGUCAACUUCGCAUCGGGCGGCGCCGGCAUCCUGAACGAGACGGGAGUCUACUUCGUUCAGUACCUCUCGUUCGACGAGCAGAUAUCUUGCUUCGAGAUCGUCAAGAAGUCAAUGGUCGCCAGGAUCGGCAAGGAAGCCGCGGAAGCUGCGGUCAAUGCAGCAUUGUUCCAAAUUGGACUUGGGAGCAACGAUUACAUCAACAACUUCCUGCAGCCGUUCAUGGCGGACGGCACCACGUACACGCACGACCAGUUCAUCCACCUCCUCAUCACCACUCUGGACCGGCAACUCAAGCGGCUGUACGGGCUGGGCGCACGGAAGGUCGUCUUCAACGGGCUGGCCCCGCUGGGUUGCAUCCCGUCGCAGCGCGUCCGCUCGGCGAACGGCAAGUGCCUGCGCCAGGUGAACGACUACGUCAUGCAGUUCAACGGGGCCGCCAAGAAGCUGCUCGGCGGCUUGAGCGCCAGGCUGCCCGGCGCGCAGAUGGCCCUCGCCGACACCUACCCCGUCGUCAUGGAGCUCAUCGACCACCCCGAGAAACACGGGUUCACGACGGCGCACACGUCGUGUUGCAACGUGGACACGGAGGUGGGGGGGCUGUGCCUGCCCAACACGAGGCCCUGCCGCGACCGAAGCGCCUUCGUGUUCUGGGACGCGUACCACACCUCGGACGCCGCCAACAAGGUGAUCGCCGACCGCCUCUGGUCCGACAUGAUGAGCGCCGGGCACGGAGGCGCUUCGGCUCCCCCUCGAGCCGGCGCGUCUAGCCCUGCCGCGGCGCCGUCUCUGUCUCCAGCUCCGUCUCAGUCUCAGGGCAAAUGAGGACCGACCGUGCCGGUGCACGAUGUGAUUCCAGCGAAGUGUUUUGGCAAUUUAGAGUGCAUAUGUUGAGUCCACCUGUUUCGUUCCGGUUCACAUAGUGCAUGAAUGUUGAGUUAAACACAGAGAUGUGGAGAGAGAGAAUGUGUGUGUUUGUAGCUUUGUAUACAUGCUAGUACAUCUUUUAUAGUGAAAGAAAAAUUACACGUACACUACACAUGGUUCAUCACAUGUGAGUGUUUUGUUUAAGGAUCAUCGAUUCAUCAUUCAUCACUUGCGAGUUUGAUGGGAGUUAUAUCAGCGUUCUGUACAA